AUGGGAGUGGUGAGCUCAAGGGUGUGGUCUGUUUGCAACAUUAAACAUCAAUACCUGGGGAUCAGAAGUGAACCCAGCACAUCUUUAAAUGAAAGGAACCAGAAGAAGCUACUUCUUAUAGCUAUGUCUGCUCUGACCAGUGUAUCUCAGGGAGUGUUAUUGAAUCACACCUUAGUCACUGAAUUUCUCCUCUUGGGAGUGACAGACAUAGAAGAAUUGAACCCUUUUCUCUUUGUCACAUUCCUUACCAUGUACUUUGUCAAUGUGGCUGGGAAUGGAGCCAUCCUGACGAUCGUCAUCUUGGAUCCAAGACUCCACUCACCUAUGUAUUUCUUCCUGGGGAACCUAGCCUGCCUAGACAUCUGCUACUCCACCGUGACAGUGCCGAAGAUGCUGGAGAACUUCCUCUCCACAAGCAAAGCAAUUUCCUUCCUGGGGUGCAUAACCCAGCUGCAUUUCUUCCACUUUCUGGGUAGCACAGAGGCCCUGCUGCUGGCAGUAAUGGCAUUUGAUCGCUUCAUGGCAAUCUGCAAACCACUCCAUUAUCCCUUCAUCAUGAAUCGUCAAGUCUGUAUCCAGAUGGCUUUCACCAUUUGGGCAAUUCCUUUUCUCCACGCUCUUCUGCACUCCAUAAUGACAUCUCGUUUGAACUUUUGUGGUUCCAACCAUAUCCAUCAUUUCUUCUGUGAUGUCAAGCCAUUACUGGAGUUGGCCUGUGGAAAUACUGAACUCAACAGGUGGCUGCUUAAUACUCUCACCGGGACCAUUGCCAUUGGUCUCUUCUUUCUGACGUUUCUCUCCUAUUUCUACAUUAUCACCCACCUGUUUCUCAAGACCCGUUCUUGCAGCAUGCUCCACAAGGCACUGUCCACCUGUGCCUCUCACUUCAUGGUUGUUGUUAUUUUCUAUGCUCCUGUUCUCUACAUCUAUAUCAGUCCUGCUUCAGGCAGCUCCCUGGAAGAGGAUAGGAUUAUUGCCGUCAUGUACACUGUGGUCACUCCUGCACUCAAUCCACUUAUAUAUACUCUAAGGAACAAGGAAGUGAGGGGUGCUUUUAAUAGGAAAAUCAGAAUACAGCUUUGA
Molecule: messenger RNA, 1083 nt
Organism: Microtus ochrogaster (prairie vole)
Lineage: Eukaryota; Metazoa; Chordata; Mammalia; Rodentia; Cricetidae
Product: olfactory receptor 12D1-like
Biological process (GO): G protein-coupled receptor signaling pathway
Cellular component (GO): membrane
Molecular function (GO): olfactory receptor activity; G protein-coupled receptor activity
Source: RefSeq, a predicted model, not a curated record